AUGGGGAACAUUUUCGUGAAGAAGCCCAAGGUCACGGACGUAGAUAGGGCCAUCCUCUCCCUCAAGACGCAGCGCCGCAAGCUCGCUGACUAUCAGAAGAAGGUGCGUGCUCCGGCUCCCUAAUUUCAUAUGGUGGCUGGUAGGCUUCAUGAGUUUUUUUUCCCUCUCUAGCGCGUGUCGUUCGAUUGGAUUCGGACGCUUACUUUGAUUGGUCGAAUGGCCUAAUUUAUACGUUCCAGUGAUAGGAACUGAUCGAACAUUGUUGAUUCUGGUUGAUCAUGUGUCGAACGUAAUUCUUUACCAAUUCAGAAAUCUAGUUUUCGUGUCUUUCUUUUGUGGACUUCCAUCCGAUACUACUCUCUUGUGUAUGCGUUUAAUGUUCUAAGUUUCAGUCCUUGUGGAGAACGUAAACUCGAUCUACUCUACCAUGAUAUAUGCAUGCGUCGCUGUGGCCUGGCACCAUAGGCGAUUGAGAAUUAUAAUUGCUAAUAUCAUUAUUAUUAUCAAUUUUAUUUGUUUUCCUUCUAUGAUGACGAUGAACAAGAUGAGGAAAAGAUGAAACGAGGGAAAAGAGAUAUAGAUAUCACCUGUAAUUACACAUCCAACAUGUUGAUCUGCUUUAGAGUCCGUAAUUCUUAAUAUACAGUGGAUGUUAUGGUGUAAUUUUAGAAUUUAACUGAAGAUCAUGUUUGGUAUGCAUGAUUGCAUCAUAUAGAUGCUGGCUAUGGAGCACUGGGUAUCUUAGUCAUUUUUCUCUUGUCACAUUGAGAAGGCUUUAUAUAAUUAUUUUCAACCUGAUGAAUUUAUCUAUCACUAAGGCCUGGAAAGAGGUCUUGUGUUUGCCUGACAUUUGACGGAAAGAUGAAGGUUGACUUCGCACUGGUUUUAUGUGGUGGCUUAGCAUUCUCUGUUUAUGAAUGUAGAUGCUUGAAAAUAGCGUAUCAUAAUAUCACAACUAACCAUUUCCAGGACUAUGUUUUCAGAGUGAAAAAUAGUGCCUCUUGGAAUCCGAAGUGCAAUGAAGCCAUGACUUUGAUUAGUGUUUUCAAUAUAAACUAUAUUUAAAAAAUCCUGGUUAGGCAGAAGAGAGAAUGCACGUUUUCCAAGAGUGCAACAAAAGAUCAAAAAAUGAAAUCAUCAUAAAGCGUUAUUCCAUUUACUGUGUAUUAUGAUCAUCUCGUCGAAUAAGUUGUUUGCAAAAGCUGAUUUGGUAUUAAUUACUGGUACCUGAGUUUGCUUGUUUCUGUUAUUUAUUUAUUGUUUUAUGUCAAACCAUGGAUAGAAAACUAGCUGAAAUGGAUAAAAACGAGGUUCUGGACUGGGAUUGGCAUAACAAAUCAGCUGCGAUGAUUUGUAUAUGAGCAAGUGCCAGCCAUUUCGUGUACUAAUUGUGGCUUUUCUCUUCAAAACUUUUCAGCUGGAGGAUGUCAUUGAAGCUGAGAAGCAGGCUAUUAAAGAGUUAGUUAGAGAAAAGAAGAAAAGCAGGGCUUUACUUGCCCUAAAAAAGAAGAAAGCCCAAGAGGAAUUAUUAAAACAAGUUGAUAACUGGCUAGAUAAAGUUGAGCAGCAGGUAUGUCUCUCAUACCGAAAUUUCACUUGGAAUUAUUAUUUGGUUUUUGGUCUCCUAUUUGGGGUUUUUUCUUGUUUUCUAACUAUCAGUAUGAAAUUCGAAUGUCGAUCUGGGUUUAACAUGUUAGAGGAUGAGAUUUCGCUGUUCAUACUUUCUUCCUUCAUUUUAGUUGGCAGAUAUUGAAUUGACUAGUAAGCAGAAGGCUGUAUACGAAAGUUUGGAAGCUGGGAAAAAUGUCAUUAAAGCCAUGCAAAGUGAAAUAAAUUUGGAGGAUGUCCACAAGUUGAUGGAGGAUACAGCUGAAGCAAAGGCUUACCAAGAUGUGAGUUUUGCCCCUACCACAUACUUUUAUAUUUUUCAUCUGGAAAAUGGCAUGAAAGGUAUCCAGAAGAAGAGUUGUGAGUGUUGUCGGAUGCAAAUCGGAAAGUUUGUUUCUUCCUCCUCCCAUGAAAUAUGUUCUUCAAAAACAAAAAAUCCUCGAUAAAAUAUAUCAUUGCUGGUCCUUUUCAGUGCUUCGUACAGAACUUGCUUUCAUGUUUUAUACCGUGUUUAGCUCGUAACUCAAAGGCCGUGUAGGAGUUUCUGGAAGCACAAAGCUUCCUUGGAAAGAACAGAACAUACCUUUUGAAGGGAAGGUUCCAACCCUUUGACUUGAAAAUUUAGUUGACUCAUUUCCUUCUUGAGUGCCCCUCGGAUUACUCUUUCAGGCAAACUCAUGGGAAGUACAAUGGAGCUUUGUAAAAUGCGUGUGUUUCAUGACUUUGAGUUUAGAUUGUAGAAGAGAACUUACUCUUUGGUUUUCUAGGGGUGCUUUGGGGACCAUAAGAGAUGGUAGAUGUCCACCUGGUUCGUACAGAAUCAUAGACGCACGGCUUGCAGAAAUCAGUGAUAUUUUAUUUUUUUAUCCAUGAAUCUUCCAGUUUCCUAAACUGGGUAUGCCAUAUCUGGACACGUGCACAGGAAAAUUUCUUUUAGCUGGGAAAUCAGAAAAUCAAAAAAAAUCUUGGAUUGUGAUUUUAUCAAAAAAAAUCGGAAUAUGUAUGAUUUUAUUCAUUGCAUAUGGUUUUUUAUCCUCCCCAGAUGAUUUUUCAAGAUAAGAUCGCCCGCCAUAUCUUUUGUCAUAAAUUAGAAAAUCAAAAAAAAUCUUGGAUUGUGAUUUUAUCAAAAAACAAAUGGGAAUAUGUGUGAUUUUAUCGAUUACAGGUGGUUUUUUACCCUCCCCAGAUGAUUUUUCAAGAUAAGAUCGUCUGCCAUAUCUUUUGUCACAAAUCAGAAAAUCAAAAAAAAUCUUAGAUUGUGAUCUUAUCAAAAAAAAUUCGGAAUAUGUGUGAUUUUAUCAAUUGCAGAUGGUUUUUUAUCCUCCCCAGAUCAUUUUUCAAUAUACGAUCAUCCGCCAUAUCUUUUUGUCAUAAAUCAGAAAAUCAAAAAAAAUUAGUGGAUCGUAAUCUUAUCAAAAAUAAAUCGGAAUAUGUGUGAUUUUAUCAAUUGCAGAUGGUUUUUUAUUCUCCACGGAUAAUUUUUCAAGAUAAGAUCAUCCGCCAUAUCUUUUGUGAUAAAUAACUGUUGCUACAAUCUCUUUUCUGAUUAAUUUGUCCAUUUUAUUUCUUAAAAAUAUUUUUUUAUUUUUUUCCUCUUCAAGGAAAUAAAUGCCAUCUUGGGGGAACGCCUGUCGGCAGAAGAUGAGGAAGAGGUCUUGGCGGAAUUUGAGAACUUGGAAGCUGAGGUCCGAUUUUCUGACCCAAAAUAAUAUUUUGGGAUAUUAUUUUCAUUCCCAAAUCAUCAUCAUAUUGGGUCCUCUGAUUUUUUUAAUAUUUUAAUUUUUUCAUAGAUUUUCUAAAUUUAGUAAAUUCCGCAAAAAGAUUUACAUGUCCAUGCCGCAGAUGAGUCUCCAGGGUCUCCCGACUGUUCCCGAUGGGGUAGUGGCACCUUCCAAAUAUGUCGAAGAAAGGAAAGAGGAAAUUGUUGAAGGCGAAGAUGACGACAUUAUUCUCCCCGAUGUCCCCACCGGUGCUCCUGAAGCCUCAAAGCCCAAAAAAGGUAACUCUUCGUGACAGUUCCCAACCCUUGAUUGUUUGUGGUAGAUUAAUUCAAUGACACAUGCGUAUAAUGGAAUCUCUAUCUCUCUCCCCCCCCCCUUCUCCCCCUUACACUCUCCUCUCUCUCUCUACUUCUCUCUCUUUCUCUCUCUCCUUCUCUGUCUUUCUCUCUCUCUCUCCUUCUCUCUCUCUCUAUCCCUCUCUCUCUCUCUCCUUCUCUCUCUCUCUCUCUUUCCUCUGUCUUUCUCUUUCUCUCUCUCCCUCUCCUUCUCUCUGUCUUUCUCUCACUUGGGAGAUCUUGCUAAUGAAUGAGUGUGCACCUUAUUCUCUGUCUGUCUGUCUCUGUCUUUCUCUCACUUGGGAGAUCUUGCUAACGAAUGAGUGUGCACCUUAUUCUGUCUGUCUGUCUCUGUCUUUCUCUCACUUGGGAGAUCUUGCUAAUGAAUGAGUGUGCACCUUAAUGUGAUUUGGUGAAAUGGCAGUGUUGGAGGAGCCUGUACUAGCUUAA
This is a messenger RNA of Spirodela intermedia, 4114 nucleotides long. NCBI's taxonomy places the organism in Eukaryota, Viridiplantae, Streptophyta, Magnoliopsida, Alismatales, Araceae. The record is from the annotation of a GenBank genome assembly.